CACAUUAUGGUGUACGGAAAAUCCCUCCUGGUCUUCUUCUGCAUCGUUUUUGCUAUUGGUGUGCAACUGACAAGAGCUCAGCACUGGUCCUACGGCUGGUAUCCUGGAGGGAAGCGAGAAAUUGCGCUGCUCCCUGGAAACCUUGAGGACUCUGAAGAGACCAAACUUUGUGAUGGACAAGGCUGCCCAUAUGUGAAGGUUGCUAGUGAUAAAGUGGUGAAGCACUUACUG
This is a messenger RNA of Notechis scutatus (mainland tiger snake), 231 nucleotides long. The record is from RefSeq and is a predicted model, not a curated record. NCBI's taxonomy places the organism in Eukaryota, Metazoa, Chordata, Lepidosauria, Squamata, Elapidae.